CCUCGGAACAGUAAGAAAUAAAACAUUUUGUAGCUAAAAAUGAUUUUAAGGAUAAAAGUAUCUAUGGAACUUUCCAAUAGUGUUUCCAUGGAAAAUGGAAUAUUUCUUUUAGAGGCUGCAUGUGAAUGAGACAAGUGGUUGGCAUAAGAAAUUAAAAGUCAUAUGUCAGAAGGUGUUCCUUUUCGCUUGCAGUUCUGCUGUAGAUCCUUGUUGAUGAUGACUCAUAAAUGGAAAUUUGGCCGUCAGCAAGAUGGCUGUCGCGGUGACAAUGUUUAGGUGGCUUGAUCUUUUAGAAAAAGAAUUUGAUAAAGGAUUUGUUGAUUUAGAUAUUCUUUUUGGAGAAGUGGAUCCAGAUCAGUCAGAAAUAACAUAUCAGGGGAGACAAAAGCUGACAGGACUUUCAUCCGCUUUCGCGCAACUAGCCCACAAAGCACAAACAGUUUUUCAAGCUAAUGCAAAACUUGAGGCUGAGCUUGUUGCCCUCAGGAGUGACAAAGUAGAAGCCAAUGCUAAAGUGCAAGUACUUGAAAAAGAAUUAAAAAAUACAUUAUUGCAGUUGCAUGCAGUUCAGUUGCAGCUCCAUUCUACAACUGGCACUAAUACAGAAUCAGAUGCUAUUAAGUUAAAACUGGAAUCAGAGCUAUCACAAUUUAGAAAAGAUGCCAUUAAGGAGGCGCAACUGAUAGAAGAGACUGUGCAAUUCAAAAAAGAAAAUGAUGAUCUUAGAAAAUAUAUUUUACAAAUGCAAGGAGAGGUGUAUGGUGCCAGGUUGGCAGCAAAAUAUCUAGACAAGGAGCUUGCGGGCAGGUCUCUUUGCUUGCAGGCUGAGCUUGUUGCCCUCAGGAGUGACAAAGUAGAAGCCAAUGCUAAAGUGCAAGUACUUGAAAAAGAAUUAAAAAAUACAUUAUUGCAGUUGCAUGCAGUUCAGUUGCAGCUCCAUUCUACAACUGGCACUAAUACAGAAUCAGAUGCUAUUAAGUUAAAACUGGAAUCAGAGCUAUCACAAUUUAGAAAAGAUGCCAUUAAGGAGGCGCAACUGAUAGAAGAGACUGUGCAAUUCAAAAAAGAAAAUGAUGAUCUUAGAAAAUAUAUUUUACAAAUGCAAGGAGAGGUGUAUGGUGCCAGGUUGGCAGCAAAAUAUCUAGACAAGGAGCUUGCGGGCAGGAUACAACAAAUCCAAUUGUUAGGCCGUGAUAUGCGAGGUCCGGAACACGAUCUACUCUGGAAUCAAAUCGAGGCAGAAAUACAUUUGCAUCGACAUAAAACGGUUAUACGCGCGUGUAGAAGUAAAAAGAAACCAGAGCCGCCCGCACCAACUCGUCCGGAAAUAAAGGAAGGAGAUCAUCCGUCCGAAAUCGUCAGGAAAAAGAGAGGAAUUGGUGAUAUGCGAAUUGUUGAAAUACAUAGAGAUAAGUCGGAAGGCCUUGGAAUUUCUAUAACGGGCGGGAGAGAGCAUGGCGUUCCGAUUUUGAUAUCAGAAAUCCACGGAGAUAUGCCCGCAGCUAAAUGUGAAGACCUUUACAUUGGAGAUGCUAUUUUAUCAGUCAACGAUCAGGAUCUACGUAGCGCGACUCAUGCACAAGCAGUCCAGGUUCUAACACGUGUUUAUGGUAGAAUCAAGAUGGAAGUACUUUAUGUAGAUCCGCAAGGGUCAGACGACGAAGGCGAUUGGGAAAACGACGAGGCGCAACGGUAUAGCAUGCUUGGCCUAGUUGAGGAUCCAUCAGAUCUUGCGUCAGAAUCUGAGGUAGCAUUGACGAACACCAGGAGAGAUCCUGCUAACUACAAUGGUGUAAACGGAGAUACGAGGCCUGACAUCAACGAUGUUCUGAAUCUAAACGCACGUAUUGAUGACAGCAAUGCGUUAGAGCAACGACUAGGGACAGAUUCUAACGCUCCGUCGGACAUGUCACAUACAAAUUCUGCUACUAAUUCACCGCCUUCAAGUCCGGAUAGACAAGACAAAGCUGGCAAGGGACAAAAAACUGAAAAACCUUACGUAUCCUAUACGAACACUGGUGGGCCGGGGUCAGCCCAAAGGUAUGUAAGAACUUGACACCCAGGCUACGGUAGGCGCUUGUCAAUUAUGCUGUCUUCGAAGCCUUGUUUUGAAUAAGGUAAGGGUAUGUUUAUGCCAGACAGGCUGUGUUCUGAACAAAAAUUACGCUGUCUGUAAUAUGCACACGAAAUCGUAUAGGACCAUACAAUACCUAUAUCCUAAGUGCAAAAUUUAGGGCGUGACAAACUUUUAUACAGAAAAUUUCCCGUGCGUUGAUUUGUAUGAAAAAAGUUUGUUAUCUUCUUUCAUGAUAUCCUGCAGUGUAAUUCUCUUGUUUCCUAUAAAAACUUUAGGAGGCAAUCAGAAGAAUCUCUAACAUAGCGAUCUAACUAUCUCUAACUUAGAUCUGUCUUUUGACAUAGUGAAUUCUUUAAGUCACUGUCGUUGGCCACUACCAACCAUGUUACCAUAGUCAACAAAAUACGAUGCGACCCUUGAUAUUUCAAGAGGGACAUCUUUAUACAUGUCUUAUCUGACUUGGCCAUAAGAAUUAAUCAUUCUUGCAACAGCAUUUAGUUGAAUUGAACAAUUUGUUCUUCGUUAUCCUUUGUUCAAAACAACCUCCGCAUUUUUAACGCACCCAGGAUCACCAAGUUGUUUCAAACACUUUCCAGUCUAAUGCGGCCCACAAAACAAGUAAAAUGGCUUCCUCAAAUACUAGUUUCCAUUAUCAAGAAUCACUAAUACGCCACUUUGUUUAUGAUAAUUAUAACAAAAUUGCAAUAGAUUUUUCAAUCCCUACCUAAAGUUUUCUCCAACCAUUCAAUAGCAUUUUGCUAGUAUGAAUAAUAGAAAAAACGUAGGGAUGAACGUUGAUCUGCAAUUUUUUAUUGAAGUUAGAAAAAGGUAGCAAGCUUUGUUUUCAAAUUUGUUUGUUCGAAAAGUCUAGCAAAUUUUCAAAACUGUCUUUGUCGAUUUUUUUCGUCCGAAAAUUUCUCGUUCGCGGAUAAUUGCACUUAAUCUGGGAAGAAGAUUUUCAUGGGAGUAUAACAAGAACAAGUACAACGUACCUUUACCAUACAAUUGUAAAGUAACCCAUUUUUAUUGCUAUGGAUGAUUUUUCAGAUCCUUAAUCUUCAUUUAUCAAAUGGAGCUUAUUUUGUGCGAUAAUUGCAUUAGCCUAGUUUCCGUACUCAUUGAAGUAUCCUAAGCGUUGGUUUGCAGUCCUAUGCGACAAUCAUAACCCGCAUAGUUUGACGUCUUUAAACCCUAUCUCGAUCUUCUUCUAAAGAUAUAGAUCUUGUUAAGCAGGUCAUACCAUAAAGACGGCAUUUGAUUUCCGAGCCAAGCUUAAACCACUAAAAUGUACACCCUGCACAUUUUCAUCUUAACUUUAGCUUGUGUGGUCAUAGACCCCACAGAGCUUCAUUGAAAGUAAACAUGGGUUCAGAAAAUUUUAUUUUCAUGAACUAAAUUUAAGUUUCAUUAGAUUAAAAGAAAUUUGCACGAUGUUAUUUGACUAUAGUAAUGAAAAUAUUAAAUUUAUUCGUUUAAGAAAUGUCUCUUAAAGUUAACAGAGCCAUUGAUUUACGUAUUGAUAGAAUUAAGUAUUAAUUAAAACAUAAGAAGGGAAUUUUUUGUUUUUUGUAGAAAAUCAAUUUACAGACAUAGAUUAAAUGACGAAUUUCAUUCAUAUGCCUUUUAGAGAAAAAUGGCAAUCUUAUUACUCGUGUCUUUGCUGGUGAAUUUGCCGGCAUGUCUAAAGACUCCUUCUAACAUUCACUUGUUGAAUAUCCAUCUUAUUGAUAUCUAUAUCUUUCUUGUUGUUUUUUGUCGAAAUGCUAGACAAUUCCUUUUCGCCAAAGCCCUGAAGACAUGGCGUUCACAUCGUCAACGAUCCAUUCAGGCCAAUAAAAACAAAAGAAACUUAUGCGUCACCCCAACCCCACUUUUUAAAUUGUUUUUCAGAGGAAGGUUUUCAAAGUAGUGUCCGGAGUAAAGACAAACACUUUUCUUGGCCUUGUUUUUCGCUUCUAAGAUAUUUCAAGGUUAAGGGCCCUGUUUAAAAGGGUAAGCCUAUCAAGAUACAAUGUACAAGACUGAAAGUGUCCUUCAAUAUUUAUGAUGGCUUUGAAAAAGCAAACAUUUUAUAACAAAUUGGCUAAAAGCUUUUUCAUCUGACACUCCUCAGAGCAUAAAACGUCAGAAUAAGGGUCCGAAAGAACACAAUAUGAUGGAAAAUAUAUACCCAGUUGUGGAUCAAAAUAGCCAAUUAGAAAAACGCAAGCACAAGACCGGUAUAGUUGAUCAAUCAGUGCCGCGUGCCUAAAGAAAAUUUACCACUGGAGUCCAAGAGAGAAAACGAACUCCUUCUGUUUACACAAUAGCGGCUUUUUCAUUUGUAUGUAGAUCGAUUCCAAAACUGCUAGAUAGAAAGACGACUGGGCUCUGCCAAUUGCCUCAAACAUGGCGUCAUUAUAGAGUUUUGCACAAUCUUGGUUAUCUAAAAUAUGUUGACCGAUGGCAGAAUCACUUGUUUUAACGGUGUUUUUAGAACUAAAAGAUCGACGAGGCUGUACUAUAUAAGAGAAGUUUUGUUUCUUAUGCUGGAAGGAACAUACUAAUUACCUGAUCAUUUUUAUCUUUUGCAUUCUUGUCACGUUUGUCUCGUAAUGGGGUCAAAUUUGCAUUUGUUCGAAAAUCCCAGUGAAGUUUAUUGAAUCAUUGAAUCAGUGAUACUAGCAAGAUGCCGAGAAAGAUUUCUACAAGAAACUGUUCAGUUAGUUCUUCAUUCAAGUGUACAUCAAAGGUGAAAGGUUAUAGCAAAUCAGACCUUAAACGAUCCAAAAAAUUUCCAUUUAAUCUAAAAUUAUUAGAGAAGAGAAACAGUGGCCAUUCUAGGUUUUAGUUUUUGAAAUAUUGUGUAUCAUAUCGUGAAAAUUUACAACUGAUAUAAAAAGCAAAUCCAUGUUAAAUUUUUCUCUUCUGCAAGUUGAUCAAUCUUGCUACUAUCUUGAGGACCAAAGUUUUUAUUCUAAAAUGAAAAUCCUCUUAAUGUCUCAACCCCUUUUUUGUAACAUAGUUUCUUUAAAAGUACUUAGAUUUCCACUAUGAUACUCGAAUCCAACGAAUCACUAAUAAUACAGUUUUUAUGAUGAUAAAAGAGAACCUAUUCUUAAAAUUCUAACAUGACGUUGAGACCGCCGAAAUUUGCCAAAAACUAUAUCAUUUGCACAAUCAAUUGGUUAGACAAUUUAUGUGUCUAUGUUUCUUAUCAUUAAACCGCUAAAAUAUUGCAAAGGCGCUUAAAUUCAAUUUCAGAUUUUACACAAAUUGAGUUUAUGCUUAGCUUUCUGAUAAAAAAAUCUAAUAAUGAUUUAUUGUACUAACCUUAUAUUCUAGGUAAAAGUUCAUUUUUGCAGCCAUUCCUUUUUGCAAAAAGAAGCAAAUGUACAUGAACCUUUCGCAAGUGAUAGAUAAAUGACAGAUAAAAUCAGAUGCACGACGUGUCAAAUCAAUUUAGAAUAAUUUGUUUUCGUCAUUUACUGAAGUAUAUAUUGAUGGAGUUGAAUAUGGGACAACGUUAAAAUGUCACUCUUUAUGUUAAAAAUUAUUCCAAAUUAAAUUCUGCUAAAUUAAUUUGCUGGCGUUUUUUAAAGAAAUAUUUCUCUCUUUUUUUAAAGAAUUUGUUGGCCUCUCUUUAUGCGCUCUUUUAGCGAGAAGUUUAGGCCCUUCCGGGCUAGCGAUGAUACCUAAAGAUAUUGUGCGUUUGUGAUUUGUUUCGGCUUUAGCAACUCCGCUUGAAAAAAGCGUGUCUUCAUAAUUAGGUGUUUACUUGAAAAGUCUUCUUAAAAAUAUCACAGCAAGUUACUUUUUCCAACGUGCCUUUGAUUGCUUCGAUCCACUCUUCGCAUUCUUCACGACUAAACGUAGCCCAUACCAUCUCACCUCUAAGCAGUCUGUGAUCUAUCUGCAUGGAAAACAAAGCUUUCAAAUCUAAAACACCUUUCGGGAACUGCAUUGAUUUCCAUCUGUAGCAAGAUUCACCAACAAGUACCCUCUUACAAUCCUUUUUUAUGUCGAAUUGGUAUUUUGGAGGCUUAGCGUUUGAUUGCGGCUUACCGUAUAUCGCUAACUUUGCGUCCUCAUAUAAAACAAGGUACCUCAACUUCCAUUUUUUGAAGAAAAUAUUGUCAAAGUGCAAGUAAACCCAUCCACUUUUUACAACAACCAUCGUCGAAGAUUUAUCUCUUUUCAACAGUGUCCUGUUUUUUCGAAUUUUGAAAUUUUUGAGAUUCCUGCUCUGUUGACCUAAUAUCAUGUCAGAACAUGUUCGCUCCCACUCCUUGAAAUGCCUCUUCGCUUCGAAAGUGAUGCACGUACACGCCAUGCAUUAGGAUUACAGCAUUGUUCAACAGCGAUGCAACGGAGAAUGAGUUUUGUAUGGAGCAUAUUUGGACAAUAAUUAUUGACUUUGUGCUGCCUUCAAGCUUUUUGUUUGGUUUAAAAAGCAUAUGUCGCAUUAACAGUUGGCUUAUAAAACAAAAGCGUUUGGAGUGGAAUUCCAUUGUUUUGUGACUUUUCAUUUCUUCUUCUUGAAUUUUUACUGCCGAAAAAAUUCACCCUCGAUUGCAUGCUUUGUGCUAAACAAAAAAUGCCCUUUAAUGCAAUUUUUUAUCUGUUGAUUGGGAAUAAUCAUUUGUAGUGACUGUGUAUUUCUUUUUCCGCUCUCGUCAACUCAUUAUACCCCUUUUGUUUUGGCCAUUCUCACUAUAAUCGCUAUGAGAAGGUUCGUUCUCCCAGCUCAGACCCGUAGUUUUCCUUUGAAGAAAUCGACAAUGCGUGGUGUUUAUCCACCCAUCGAAUUUCACAAAAAUAGAUUCUCAACCAGAAAUGAAUUACUGCAGCAAGCUACUCUAUCCCUUAUAAACUUUUUAACAAGAAAUUUCUAGAAUGUGCUCGCACAACAUCACGUAUCCCACUGCUGAAAACUGAGACAAUAAUGCGAUCUGAGCAAUAUUUUCAUUAUAUUCUUAAAAUGCUACAACCGGGAUCGUCGCUAGCUAUUGUGCUCAAGAGGAUUUCCAAGUCCCAUUUGCUGACAAAGUGGGUGAGCCAUGACUGCAAAAAACACCUCGUUUUUGCGAUGGAAAUUUUUUCAAGAGGGGGGGUGUCACGCCCCAUGCGCCCCCUUUAGCGAAGGGCCUCCACGCAGCCAUAAACUAUUAGCGAGGGUGUCGUUCUAUAAUCUGGUAUUGGGCAUCGGUGUAUUAACGAACUCGUGUUCAUUAAACUAACGAUUAUAGCUAACGAACAGAGAUGCAAGAUUGGCUUCUAAAAAUGUGCCGAUGACAAUCCAGGAUUGAACCAAACCGAUUACAUUGGGUUUGGGAGGCUCCAGAGAAAGCAUUAUCCUGGCGAAAGUGUUCACUUUUGGUAUUGUUGCGCUGUUUGGGGCUGCUGUGGUUCAACGGAAAUUACCAAAUUGCAAAAACUUCAAAAUCGUGCUGCAAGGGUAAUAACAAAUUGUAGCUUUGAUGCCCCAAGGAGACCACUUAUCCAAGAGCUGGGACGGAAGACCAUUGAAGAAUCUAUAAACUGUGAAACAAAAACAAUGGUUUACAAGUCCUUGAAUGAGUUGGCUCCAGAAUACCUCUGUUGCCUUUUCACCCCUCCUUAGGUUCCUGGAGUUCUUCUGAGGGUACGCAUUUUUUUGUUUAUCAUUUAUUAUCUUUGCCGCUCUUCCUUUGUGACCGACCUUGUCACAGACAAACUUUUCAUUCUCUGCAUUUUUGUGCUGCUGUUAUCAUCUUUCUAGUAAUUUCUAAUAGAUAUUAACAUAAUGAGUGUAGUCAAAGUGGUCAUCAUAUUUCAGGGCACUACAUGCCCCCUCUGCCCCUCUUCGAAGAGGGCAGGAAGGCAGCUGCCCCUCCAGCCCCCCUUGUGUAGGCGCCCCUGCCUGAGACUGCCCAGGAAGACACAGCAAAUAGGCAAAAAUGUUUUUCUUAUAGAGGAGCAAGACUGUGGAAUAGCCUCUCAUCUGAGCUAAGCAGGUAUCAACACUGAAUAGUUUUUAAUGUUCUAUUUAGUGGAAAUUUGUCUUUUUUGUUUCUAUUAUUAUUCUUGUAUAUUGUUUUAUGUAAAUAUGUAUACUGUAUACUGUAUAAUAUGUAUAUUUAGACCUUGCAAAGGCGUUCGACACCAUUGAUCGCGAAUUUUCACAGACUUGAACACUAUGGUAUAAAAGAAACUUCCUUCAAAUGGUUAGAUUUUAUUUUACGUGUUUAUGAAGGUUUAUCGUGGUGUCCCUAAAAGAAGUGUACUAGGCCAUCUUCUCUUGCGUUUAAAUUGGCAUGCCCUCAUCUUCCCAGAUUUAGACUCUUUGUUGACGAUUUUCAGCUUUUCUUUCAUAAAGAUCACAAUAACAAGCUAAAAAGGUCAAAACCAAAAUGUGUUUUAGAAUAAAUAACAGUCCUGUCAUGGAAAGAAGUCGCAGUAGAUACUCAAGUGUUUAGAUCAAUAAUAUACUGAGCUGAAAAUAAAAUAUUUGAUAGUAAUGACACUUACUGUUUACGUGUUUGUCAUAAAGUGCUAGAUGUCUUAUAGGCAGAGCUGUAACAAAGGUUGAAGUGGCUUGGGGCUCAGGGGGUGCAGCCAUACUUGUUACAUUCUCCACAGGUUAGCAAUUAAGCCAGAAAAAAAUUAGAUUCAAUUGACAGACUUGAACGCAUUGCAAGCUAUAUACGCAUGAAAAUGUACACCAGGCUUGACAUGGCUAAAUAUAAAAAGUCUUGAAAGAUUUCUUACUGAGUACGGUUAGUUGCUGUUCGUAUAGACAGUUUUUUGCUGCAUUUAGGAUUAUUCUAAAUUGAUUUGAUGUCAAAUUUCAAAAGCAAAUACUACAUUUUCGUUAAAGUAGACUACAUAGC
This is a messenger RNA of Rhopilema esculentum, 8928 nucleotides long. The record is from RefSeq and is a predicted model, not a curated record. NCBI's taxonomy places the organism in Eukaryota, Metazoa, Cnidaria, Scyphozoa, Rhizostomeae, Rhizostomatidae.